AUGGCGGAGCAAAGGCAAGAUAUGUACAUAGAAGGCGAGCUCGCGGGAGAUCAUUACAUGGAGGACCCGGAGCUUGAAGCCAUCAAGGCACGGGUGCAAGAGAUGGAGGAGGAGGAGCGGCUGAGAGCAGUGCAGUAUGAGGCAACAGAGAGACAGAUCCAGUGUUCUCUUCUGUUCAAAACAGCAGGAAUGUUCUAUACAAUGACCCAUGAGGAAAGGAUAGAUGCUGACAACAGAUCUGUCUAUGUGGGGAAUGUGGAGUAUGGUGCCACUGCAGAUGAGUUGGAGAUCCAUUUCAAUGGCUGUGGUCCUGUCAACAGAGUAACCAUCCUUUGUGACAAAUUCUCUGGCCAUCCCAAGGGUUUUGCAUAUAUUGAGUUCCAUGACAGGGACUCAGUGCAGACUGCCAUGAGCCUGGAUGAGACGGUAUUCAGAGACAGAGUCAUAAAGGUAUUGCCUAAAAGGACCAACAUGCCAGGAAUCAGCACCACAGACCGGGGGAUUCACAGAGGUGCUCGAUCCAGGGGACGAGGUUUCCACCCACCCAGAUACAAUGGGUAUCAACAAGGCAGGUUCCGCUACAAUACUGGCCCUGCCAGGUCAGUCUCACCACACCCCUACGGGCCCCCAGCUGGGAAGAGACACUGGGGGGUUCCUGAGCACCGUGAGCAGGGCCCUAAACGACACCCAUGCCUUCUCCUCAUAACCCCACCGACUGACCACUCGGGGCCAGGGCACAGUGGACACAUGCACCCGCAGCAACACUACUGAAUCACGUCUGGAUUCAAGUGAUUGUUUGAUAUCAACAUGGAAUGAGAAUUUCAGGAAAUCGUGACUUGCUCGUCUCUACUCGACUCAUUUGCAAAUUAUUUUCAAUGCAUGUUAAUGGGCAGAAAUCGAGAGAAAAGCAGAUUUCAACCUCAUUGAAUUAAUUCAUAUGGCAACUUUUGUUAACAGCCUCUAUAAAAAGUUAUUGCAACUUAAUCCUAACAAGACAGACUUUGCAAUGGCCAUUUUGUCCUCUUAUUGUAGGGGAAAUGGAUGAGGCCAGCCUUGUUUUGCUGCUUAAUACAGUUAAAGAUUGUGCCUAUGGUGUUAUUUUAUUUAUUGAGCAGUUUCUGUGCCAUUAUUUACCCCAAUAACUUUUUGAAUGCACAGCCAUUUGCCAUGUCAGAUACUUUUUUUUUUUUAAGGAUGUUUUGAUCAGAUCACUCAUUUUGUUGGUGUGGCUAUCGAGCUUGUAAGUAUAGUUGUUGUAAAACACCAAACAAAUGAUAACAUUUGGGGUGUGAUUGGCUUUCUUUUGUAACUAUAUUGACAUGCAAUUGGCAGUUUGAGCGAUUGAGUUGUUGCUAUGUACUUGAAGCAAU
Messenger RNA from Salvelinus namaycush (lake trout), 1370 nucleotides. Its product is annotated as embryonic polyadenylate-binding protein 2-B-like. Bases 1 to 771 code for a protein of 256 amino acids. The record is from RefSeq and is a predicted model, not a curated record. The transcript is spliced from 6 exons. Lineage: Eukaryota; Metazoa; Chordata; Actinopteri; Salmoniformes; Salmonidae. Gene Ontology annotation, molecular function: RNA binding.